Messenger RNA from Parnassius apollo (apollo), 852 nucleotides. The record is from the annotation of a GenBank genome assembly. NCBI's taxonomy places the organism in Eukaryota, Metazoa, Arthropoda, Insecta, Lepidoptera, Papilionidae.
AUGAGUAAUAAUUCGAAACCGACAAAAAGGUCAUCAGAGCCUAGUACAUCGCGAGUUGCAAGAAGAAAACGACUAAAUAGUUCGGAAGUGGAAGAACUUUUACGGGACUCGGACGAAGAUGUUUAUGCAGGGAGUGAUGUAGAUGAUUUAGAAAACAUAGCCGACGAAGGUGAUGCAAGUUCAGAAUCUGCAGCAGACGAAGAGGAGGAGGAAAACGUGGAAGCUGUGCCUGAACAACGUUUCGAUGCCUCUAGUGAUCAGACUUCAUCGUCGCCACCGACUGACCUUCAGCAGCCAUUCAGAACAGCAUCUACGACACGUUGGACUACCGAUUCUAGUUCGAUGAGAGAUAUUUCUUUCACGAAGACAUAUGAACUGCUUGUGCCACCGCCAGGCAGUCCUAGAGGUACAAUGGAUGAAACUUCUGGCCCAGGACACACAGAAAAAAUUGUAGAAAAGUUAUUGCAAAAUAAUUUAGAUUCCGGCCACGCUGUCUUUAUGGACAAUUUCGGCAUUGUUGUAUUAAAACCAUUAGCUGUCCUACAAUAUAAUCAAAACAUGUCAGUCGUAGACCUACAAGAUCAAAUGCUCAGCUACGUAAACUCUAGGUGGUAUGUGAAAAUUUUCAUACAUGUUAUAAUGAUGAGCAUGUUAAAUGCUCGACAACUCUACAACAAAUUCUCAGGCAAGCCUAGCUUAUCAUUAUAUGAUUUUAGAGAAAAAGUCAUCGAGUCAUUUUUGCCUGAACGUCAAGUUGAGCCACAAGUGUCGCAGCAAUCUAAAAAAAACAGAUUAACUAAAAUAGAGAAAUCUAAAGAGAUUUUUUCAGUACUGGUAGAAAAGCUACUGUAA